Molecule: messenger RNA, 2487 nt
Organism: Dovyalis caffra
Lineage: Eukaryota; Viridiplantae; Streptophyta; Magnoliopsida; Malpighiales; Salicaceae
Source: the annotation of a GenBank genome assembly
AUGGUGAACAUAACUUCCAUUAAAACCUCAUCAAAUGGAGCCUGGCAAGGCGAUAAUCCCCUAGAUUUUGCCUUCCCUUUGUUAAUAGUCCAAACCACCUUAAUCCUAGUGGUUAGCCGCUUCUUUGCCUUCCUUCUCAAGCCCCUCCGCCAACCCAAAGUCAUUGCCGAGAUAGUUGGUGGGAUUCUUUUGGGGCCAUCGGCUUUUGGACGAAACAAAGAGUACUUGCACCGUAUUUUCCCUCAAUGGAGCACUCCGAUACUCGAAUCGGUCGCAAGUAUUGGUCUGCUCUUCUUUCUUUUCCUUGUAGGUCUCGAACUCGAUUUAUCCUCGAUUCGCCGGAGCGGCAAGCGAGCCUUCGGCAUAGCAUUCGCUGGCAUCAGUCUCCCUUUCGUCUGUGGCAUUGGUGUAGCAUCUGUCCUUAGAAAAACAAUUGCAGGAGAAGACCAAGUCGGUUAUGGCCAAUUUUUUGUCUUCAUGGGAGUUGCACUUUCAAUCACAGCAUUUCCUGUACUAGCCCGAAUUCUUGCAGAAUUAAAACUACUAACAACUCAAGUUGGACAGACUGCAAUGGCUGCAGCAGCGUUCAAUGACGUCGCAGCGUGGAUCUUGCUAGCCUUAGCAGUUGCUCUAGCUGGUAAUGGUAACGGUAAUGGCGGUGAACACAAAAGUCCUUUAGUAUCAAUUUGGGUACUCCUUUCAGGUGUUGCCUUUGUUGCAUUCAUGUUAAUUGUGAUACGACCUGCCAUGAAAUGGGUUGCCCGGAGAUGCUCCCCAGAACAUGACAUGGUAGAUGAAGCUUAUAUAUGCUUGACGCUAGCUGGGGUUAUGGUAUCAGGAUUCAUGACUGACCUUAUAGGCAUCCACUCAAUUUUUGGUGCAUUUGUUUUUGGACUAACUAUCCCUAAAGGUGAAUUUGCUGAGAGAUUGAUGGAGAGGAUUGAAGACUUCGUUUCGGGUCUGCUUCUUCCACUUUACUUUGCUUCUAGUGGAUUAAAGACUGAUGUGGCUACAAUACGAGGGGGAGGUCAUGGGGGCUGGAAGAUUAUUGGGACGUUUGUGGUGGCAAUGAUGUUUAUGAUUCCAGCGAGGGAGUCUUUGACUCUUGGGGUUUUGAUGAAUACUAAAGGAUUGGUGGAACUUAUUGUGCUCAACAUUGGCAAGGAGAAAAAGGUUCUCAACGAUGAAAGUUUUGCAAUUCUCGUCCUCAUGGCACUCUUUACUACCUUCGUCACAACCCCUACUGUCAUGGCGAUCUACAAACCCGCUCGUGGUGGCUCCCCCUCUGGCACCCACCGCAAGCUAGGUGACUUAACCACCACAAAGGACUCCAAGGAUGAAUUACGCAUCCUUGCUUGUGCUUAUGGGCCAGGAAAUGUGUCCUCUCUUAUUAGCCUCAUUGAGUCAACAAGAAGCACUAAGAAAUCCCAACUCAAACUCUUCAUAAUGCACCUUGUGGAGCUGUCUGAGAGAUCUUCAUCAAUCAUCAUGGUCCAACGGGCCCGUAAAAAUGGGCUUCCUUUCAUUAACCGAAGCCGCCGUGGUGAAUGGCAUGAUAGAGUCUCCGGCGCAUUUCAGGCCUACAGUCAAUUAGGCCGUGUUUCAGUCCGGCCCAUAACAGAAAUCUCACCUUUGGCUACCAUGCACGAGGAUAUUUGCCAAGUUGCUGAGAACAAGAGGGUGACGAUGAUAAUCUUGCCAUUCCAUAAACAGUGGAGAGGAGAGGGCGAUGAGUCCAUGGAGAAUAUGGGCCAUGGAUGGAGAGGGGUGAAUCAAAGGGUUCUAAAAGACGCUCCUUGCUCGGUGGCCGUGCUUGUGGACCGUGGAUAUGGAAAUGGAUCUCAGACUCCAGGACCUAAUACCAAUGUGGCUCAAAAGGUUUGCAUCAUAUUUUUUGGUGGGCCUGAUGAUCGGGAGGCUCUGGAUUUGGGUGGUAGGAUGGCAGAACACCCUGCAGUUAAAGUCACCGUAGUGAGAUUCGUUAAGAAAGAAGGGAGAGAAACGAACCAUGUUGUGUUACAGCUCUCACCAUCCAAGUGUAGUGAACAAAGUUACAGCUUCUCCACCGCUGCAAUGAACCGAGAGGAAGAAAAGGACCUGGAUGAGACUGCCAUAGCUGAAUUUCGAAGCAAGUGGGAGGGAACGGUAGAGUUCACAGAGAAGGUCGCUAGCAACAUUGUGGAAGGGGUGCUAGCAAUAGGAAGGGGCGGGGAUUACGAUCUUAUUGUUGUUGGGAAGGGCAGGUUUCCGUCAACAAUGGUGGCAGAAUUAGCAGAGCGACAAGCCGAGCACGCUGAGCUGGGGCCUAUUGGAGACAUAUUGGCCUCAUCAGGCCAUGGUGUUAUGUCUUCAGUGCUUGUUAUUCAACAACACGAUUUGGCUCAUAAAGACGAGGCUCAAGUGUCAAAGGUAGUGCACGCUGAGUCUGAGAAGUUCAAAGCCAACGAGUCAUCGGGUGUGGGGGAGAUUUCGAAGGAUUUUGUGUGA